GGGAGGGGGCGGGGCCUCCGCUGACAACAUGGCGGAGAGUGACGGGGAGACCCUGGAGUCCUGGCUGAAUAAAGCCACAAACCCUUGCAACCGUCAGGAAGACUGGGAGUACAUCAUCAGCUUCUGUGACCAAGUUAAUAAAGAACUGGAGGGUCCUCAGAUUGCUGUCAGACUUUUGGCUCACAAAAUCCAAUCCCCUCAGGAAUGGGAAGCUCUGCAAGCACUUACUGUUCUAGAAGCCUGUAUGAAGAACUGCGGGAGGAGGUUCCACAAUGAGGUUGGCAAGUUCCGCUUCCUCAAUGAGCUGAUUAAAGUUGUAUCCCCAAAGUAUCUAGGGGACAGAGUGUCAGAGAAAGUGAAAAGUAAAGUUGUUGGCCUGCUAUAUAGCUGGACAGUUGCCCUACCCGAGGAGAUCAAGAUAAAGGAUGCUUACCAUAUGCUAAAGAGACAAGGCAUUGUCAUCUCAGAUCCUCUAAUACCAGUAGAUAACACUCUAAUACCCUCUCCACCCGCUCGUCCGAAGAAUCCCAUCUUUGAAGAUGAGGAGAGAUCCAAGCUUUUGGCAAAAUUGUUAAAAAGUAAGAAUCCAGAUGACCUCCAGGAAGCAAACAAGCUGAUUAAAUCAAUGGUUAAGGAGGAUGAGGUGCGUAUGCAGAGAGCGAGUAAGCGUGUUCACACGUUGGAGGAGGUGAAUAACAAUGUGAAGCUGUUACAGGAAAUGCUGAUACAUUACAGCAAAGAGGAGUCAUCAGAGGGAGACAGGGAGCUUAUGAAGGAGCUGUUUGAGAGGUGCGAAACCAAGAGGCUCACCUUAUUCAAAAUGGCCAGUGAAACCGAGGAUAAUGACAGUAGCCUGGGGGACAUUCUACAAGCAAGCGACAACUUAUCGCGUGUCAUCAACCUGUACAAGAAAGUUGUAGAAGGUCAAGACAUCAAUGGAGAAUUGGAUCUUCCAGAUAUAUCUGACAAGUCUUCCUCCAGUAAGGACAUACCCACCCUCAUUGAUCUCGGAGGAUUUGAAGCCCCCAGCCCACCGGUGGAGCAAGUUCCCGUAAUGCCAGCACAGCCACAGCAGCUGCCAGCUAUAAUACCCAUCCUUCCCCCGCCUCCUCUACUCCCAACACACACAGGCAGCCAGUCAUCUCACGCAGAUAAUGCUUUAAUUCAGAUGAACAGUAUUUCCAGCUCUGUUUGUCUGCUGGAUGAGGAGUUGUUGUUUUUAGGUCUAGAAGAUUCAGCUAUAAAUGAGACUUUAGAAGGGACUUCGGGUUCCAAAAGUGAUAUGUUGCAGGGGGAUGAGGGGGAACUGGAUUUCUUUGCUGGACCUCCUUUGUCCUCUUCAAAUGUUACUGCCUUGGAGACACAAUCAUUACAGCCACUGUGUGCAUCCACGGUGGCAUCGCAAUCCUCAGUGUAUUCCCCUUUGUUCUCUACUGCUACUUCAGGGCCACCGCCUGUCCCAGCAGGUAGCUUUCCUUCUGGGGGGAUUGCCUUGCACGAGCUGGAAAUGUUAGGUGCACAGCUACUUGAGGAGGCCAAAAGCUCAUCCAGUAAACCUAUGUCUUCACCUGUUGGUUUAAGCACCUUGCCGGCCUCCGUUCCUGCAAACCCUCCAAAUUCUGUGUCAGCUGCCCCUCCGUUCUAUUCGCUUCCUUUGGCUCCUGGAAGCCCCCUCUUUUCCUCACAGCUGCAGGGCAGCCCCCCGAAAGUACCAGUUAUCUCCUUAGCAAAUGUGAACGUUCCAUUGGAAUCAAUCAAACCCAGUACCAUCUUACCUAUCACUGCGUAUGACAAGAAUGGUUUCCGAAUCCUGCUGCAUUUUGCCAAGGAGUGUCCCCCCGCUCGCCCGGAUGUCCUGGUGGUAGUAAUAUCUAUGCUUAACACGGCGCCCUUGCCAAUCCAGAACAUUCUCCUGCAGGCUGCUGUACCCAAAACAAUGAAGGUGAAGUUGCAACCUCCGUCUGGCACAGAGAUGUUACCCUUUAAUCCCAUUCAGCCUCCUGCGGCCAUUACACAAGUCAUGCUGCUGGCAAACCCUCUGAAGGAAAAAGUCCGUCUCCGGUACAAGCUGUCUUUUACGCUAGGGGAAGAGUCCUACACGGAGGUGGGCGAAGUAGACCAGUUUCCAGAACCUGAUCAGUGGGGGAAGCUAUGACCCAGAUUCCGUUGUAAAUCUAGUCCUAUGACAAGGAACCGGAGGUGACAUGACCUUGAGGUUCAGAUUGUUUACACGUCUUGUCUGCACUGUGUCUGUUUGAAGGAUAAACUGAACUCAAACCAAUAGAUAAGAGACCCUCAAUGCACUUUAAUCUGACUUUCUUGAGUGGACCAUUUCCUGAUGCGUUCAACCUGUAUAGCAGGCAUGUCAAAAUGUGGACCCUCCUUCUCUUUUUUUUUUUGUCUUGCAGAUUCUUUCAUUUUCAUGACAAUUAACCCACUCCAAAUUUGUAAAUACAUUUGAAUUGAAGAACUGCAUUGUGCCCCUCCCCCCAAAUAUUUAGGAGACAGACCGACUCCUGUGAUUUUUCAGCCCUGCAUUUAUUUAUGCACAAAACCUAAAUAUUUUCACAUAUAUACUCUUUGUGACCUUCUGAGCCAGAGGUUAGAGGCAGACAAAGAGUAGACAGUAAAUAGGUAAGACAUUAAAAACAUACCCACUUUAUAACUGCUGUUUUCUUGAUCAGCCUCAACGUAAUGACUUGUGGUCAGAGGAUUAAUGGCCAUUGUAAUUUUAUAUUCUAGACAGUAUUAUUAGAAUAGUUAUAGAUUUAUUAAAUUUGGAAUACGUGUGCAUCUAGACAUCAUGUAGUUAUGAGCCCUUCCAAAAGAGGUGAACAAAACAUGUCGACCUGUUUGUUCAAUGUUCAUAUGCUUGGCAGAUAAACUAUAUUUCUGUAUACUUCUGAUAUUCAUUGUAAGAAACUGGAUUCUAGAGGAUGUUUAAUACAACACUGUGAGAUUCUUGGCCAUGUUAGGCUAGGCAGAGAAGAUAUAUUCUGUGACUUCAGAUCCCAUGAUAUUAUCCAGUGUUAGAAAAUAGAUCAGGCAAAACACUGCGACAUUCACGGUCCAAAAAAAACAAAACAUAUUAAGAGACAAAUUGUAAUCACAACUCAGAAGAUGUUAGAGGGCUUUAGGUCUGCGUGCUCUACAGAGCUUUUCUUACAUAAAAUAGACAAAAAAAGAAAAGUGUGUGUGUAUAAGCAUAUAAAUAUGCAUAGUAUGUAGAGGGAAUUGUUCCUCUGUAUUAAUGUUGUGAAAAAAAAGUCUGUUUCCUAGAUGCAGCCUUUAGAUAGCUUUCCGAUGUGCUUAAUUGUAUCUUGUACAUUCUUACUACCAUCUUCCUUUUAUCGGACUUGUUAAUUAGACCUAAUAAAUGCAGUGACAGUAUGC
Molecule: messenger RNA, 3393 nt
Organism: Pelobates fuscus (common spadefoot toad)
Lineage: Eukaryota; Metazoa; Chordata; Amphibia; Anura; Pelobatidae
Gene: GGA3
Product: golgi associated, gamma adaptin ear containing, ARF binding protein 3
Exons: 17
Coding region: 29-2155 (708 amino acids)
Biological process (GO): intracellular protein transport; Golgi to plasma membrane transport; protein localization to cell surface
Cellular component (GO): trans-Golgi network
Molecular function (GO): small GTPase binding; phosphatidylinositol binding; ubiquitin binding
Source: RefSeq, a predicted model, not a curated record